AGAACCAGCACACAUUACUUGCACCGGUGCAAACUUGACAAAUCGUGUAACAAAAAUGCGAGUAAUUCAUACUCCCCCGCAUAAUCUCCAAAUCAAUCAGUCGUCAGCUAGAAGUGCGUGUGAAAGCAGCAAAUUAUUUGUUCCUGUGCAAUUGAAUUUUUCAACAACAAAAAAUCAAACCAAAGGCCUUUCUUAAGGCCACACCCCCCCAUUCCACCAUGUCUAAAAGGGUCCCCCCUGUUAAGUCGAUGGACAAAGUGGGAUUUGGUCCUCUGGAUAAAUUUAUUCAGAAAAGACCACGGUCAUCAACUCCUGGUUUUGAUCAAUCAGAAAACCACGAAAAGGGGAAGGAGAAUGCUGCGCCUCGUGUUGUUUUGACCGGUCAAACUGCUGUCAAUAUUGCCAGGGGAGAUGAUCAGUCCUUACGCCCGGCCAUGCCAAAACCAUGUACUUCGUCCUCGAUGAUGACAGCUGUUCAAAGCGCAGUCGAACAGAGUGGACUGGACGAUUCGGGUGUUAUAGAUUUAACGUUUAGUGAUGAUGAAGAGACUGAUCACGAUGUAGCGACAUUGGAGAAUACGGACGAGGUCAGCCCCCAACCCGGCCCUUCACGCGGAAUCCCAGUUCCUCAUUACCGAUACGGAGAUUUGUCGGACAAUGUAUACCAACAGUUCCACCGCGAAGUUUUACUGGAUAGGCUUGACGAGGUGAUGAAGAUGAAGGUUCCGGUGCGCAAUGAGACCAAAAGAUUGGAAUUGGAAAAUGCCGCAGAUUGGGGGCAGCAACGUCGAAAAGAUAAACUAGUUGUUCAAUUCGACACAAAAAUUCCCGGCUCAUCCAUCAAGGGAUACUAUAUCCUGAAAGCUGAUGGAAAGAGAAACAAUCUAUUUUCAUAUUAUAAGCGGACUUUUAAAGAUGGGAUAUCUCAGUCUCACCGAGAAAGGAAUAUGGCGUAUAAAGAUCCAGACCAUCCGCUGUAUGACACCAUCAAGUCGAGCAAGUCGAGUUCGAAUGACAAACGCCUCCCCUUGGACAUCGUUUACAUCGCCACAUUAUUCGCCAAGGAACAUGUGAAAAUGAGUUUAAUUGACAUAAUGAAGAAAGAAUUAGGACCAGUCCUAGAAGAUGAAACUCUUUUCCGGCUGCUGUAUUACAUUGGGAUUUGCGGUGGUCAUCGUGGUUUUUUUUCAAUGAGGGACACUCACUUUACUGCAGCCUUAAGGCCCAGCCAUAUUUACAUCCGUACUGUUGGGAGCCCAAAUCCGCUGGCUUGUAUGCAGAACAAAGUCAUUUUGUGCGACUCCACUGCGACAAAACAAAGUGUUGAAGGAUUUUUGAUGGCCUACGCGAGAAAGACGAAUGAAUUACUUGGCUAUGAACGGUACAUUGACACAGAGACGGCUUCUCCCGAGUUUGAGUACAUAAAAAAGGCCAUGAAAUACGCAGAAGACAAAGUUCCCCUCUUCCGUAUUGUAGAAAAAGGGGACCGGUCCCAUCCUCCCCUUUGGGCCACCAUGGAACAAGCAACCACUCUUCCUUACACCAUCACUGAGGACGAGCUCAUUCUCCGCUUUGACCCAGAUAGGCCAGAGAGAAGUUGGGGACCCCCCAGACAGCUACUUUUACACCAACGACAAAUCCCGAAAUGA
This is a messenger RNA of Folsomia candida, 1649 nucleotides long. RefSeq lists its product as uncharacterized. The transcript has 9 exons. The coding region runs from base 219 to 1649 and encodes 476 amino acids. NCBI's taxonomy places the organism in Eukaryota, Metazoa, Arthropoda, Collembola, Entomobryomorpha, Isotomidae. The record is from RefSeq and is a predicted model, not a curated record.